UCUGUGGUGUUUUGAUUUGUUGUCAGGAAAUGUCACUAUGUAUGUCAGUUCAGAUGAAAGUUACCAAGUAUUCAAUUUGCUGUAAUUAAAUCUUAAAAUCCAAUAAGAAAAUAGCUAUAUCACAAGAAACAGCUGUAUAACACAAUGGAGAGUUCAAGUUCUUCAGCCACUGAUGAUGCGAAAACAGUGCAAUUACUUGCUAAAGGUAUAAUGGAGAUGUAUGAGCCACCACUAACUACAAUAAAUACUCAUCUAAAGGAAUUAACAGAAAAGCAAGAAGCAGUCCAAGGGAUGUUAACAUCGGAAAGACGGAGACUUGAAGACCUACAGAAUGAUGUCAUGCUUGAUGCUUUGUUGGCGGACAUAGCCACAAACAGAGAGAAGUUAGUUACCAUAUCAAAUUCCAUGAUGUCACUACACAAGAGGGUUCAGAGUUUACAGACAAGAGCAGCGAAUAUAGAAAAGGUAGCUAAAACAAAAGCCACAAGCAGACCUGGAUCAUCAAGCAGUUAGUGUUGCCACUAAUUUUCUUGGCACUGAGCUGGCAACACUGUCAAUGACACUACAAAAUGACGUCAUCAAGGGUAUUUGUACUUUAUCAGGCAGUAAUUUUUAAGUGUCUUUUUGUCUCUACAUUCCUUUCAAGUGAUGGAUAUAGAAUAGCACUUGGGUCUUUGAAGUAUGAUUUAUUCAUAAAUGUGUUGAUAUGUUAAUAUUCAACCAUUGCCUGUACUCUCUAAAGCAGGAAUAUUGUUAUUGUGCAAGCGAGAAGCCACUAUACGUAAUGUAACACCGUAUCUCGCUUCCACACUGAGCUCUUACUAGAGUCGAGUUCCUUAAGCUUAGUACUGUCAAGGCAUCAUAACCAGACCCGUCUCUAGCUCAUGUGGAGCCCGUGUGCAAAUACCAUAGCUCCCCUAGCAAGCGCACUUUCAAAAUGAAAUGGGUGCAAAGUACAAAUGAAAUUUGUACGGCCGCUUAAGGGUAAGGACUCCAUGUUAAUAUGGAUCAUUUAUCCUAAAACCACCAGAUGAACUAUCACAGCACAUUAAGUCACAUCUCCAGAUGCUAAACAAAAUCUAUGAAAACUGGAGUACUUUUUACGUUGGUCGUAAAGCGCGGUGGGAAAGCAAACGUAUUUCUUUUCCUGUAAUCUAUUUCUAAGCCCCCAACGCUGCAAGUCCGACUGGCACUUAACAAUUUAUUUGCCAUUCAUAUAAUUUUGAUGCCUGAUAGUCAUAGCAAUGAACUCGUUUGUACAACUUUCGGUAUUGUUUACCGACUAAUGUCGUCAAAGAUAUUAUCCAUUGUAUUCACUAUACUCAUACAAAUAUGACUGUUUCUUAUGAAUUCUUGUAUCCUUUAAUUUUGUUAUGUAGUCAGUAGUAUUGUUGAAUAUUUAAAACUAUGUUUUAUCUUA
Messenger RNA from Trichoplusia ni (cabbage looper), 1420 nucleotides. RefSeq lists its product as uncharacterized. The transcript has 5 exons. Gene Ontology annotation, cellular component: BLOC-1 complex; extrinsic component of membrane; transport vesicle. The coding region runs from base 145 to 513 and encodes 122 amino acids. The record is from RefSeq and is a predicted model, not a curated record. Lineage: Eukaryota; Metazoa; Arthropoda; Insecta; Lepidoptera; Noctuidae. Gene Ontology annotation, biological process: intracellular transport.